AUGGCUCUUUUAUCUGCUGGCACUACUCAUUCAAAGGCAGAGUCAUUUUGCCUCUCUAAGGCCAUUAUUUCCCAAAUUGCAGAGCGUUCAGAUAAUUCAAUCCGACUUUCAUCAGGCUUUAAACGCCCAUGCGGCUCAACAAAGCCGGAAAUCUUAGCCUCUGUCAAACUUCGCUCUGGCCACAUUCCAGAUUCCUCAUACUCUAAAGUUUCUCGUUCUGGCCACAGAUCCAGGUAUAGCCUUUUGAAGAGUAUGUCCCAUCCUAUUCGAGAAACGAGGCAUAGAAUUUCUCGAUUUCGGUCCAUUGUUCAAAGAGUUCCUUUUAGUGUAUCAAAGUACACUAAUCGGUUAUCGCCAUUACGAUCAACGUUGCCAUCCCGCUAUCGACUAUCUUCGCCCUAUUCUCGUUCAAACAGUCGCCGAUUUACGGACCGACCUGAAACCCGGAAUACCAAAAUUCAUUCCAGACAGACCAAGAUCCAAGCAGAGGCUCCUACGCACUGGGCUUCAACGUUGAAUACCAGAACUUCGGCCUCCUCGUCCACAGGUCUCAAUCAAGGGUUUUCUGAUUCUGGUGUCUUCAAACAUUUUUCACUUAUUUUAGAAAUGUCUAUGCAUAUAUGUAUGGGUCAGUCGAAAUAA
Protopolystoma xenopodis is the source of this 642-nucleotide messenger RNA. NCBI's taxonomy places the organism in Eukaryota, Metazoa, Platyhelminthes, Monogenea, Polystomatidea, Polystomatidae. The record is from the annotation of a GenBank genome assembly.